Drosophila takahashii is the source of this 2590-nucleotide messenger RNA. It is a transcript of the gene Lgr4, whose product is annotated as Leucine-rich repeat-containing G protein-coupled receptor 4. The record is from RefSeq and is a predicted model, not a curated record. Gene Ontology annotation, cellular component: plasma membrane. Lineage: Eukaryota; Metazoa; Arthropoda; Insecta; Diptera; Drosophilidae. Gene Ontology annotation, molecular function: protein binding; G protein-coupled peptide receptor activity. Gene Ontology annotation, biological process: adenylate cyclase-activating G protein-coupled receptor signaling pathway; activation of adenylate cyclase activity; hormone-mediated signaling pathway.
AACGCGCGGCACCGCGGACUGAAAAUCGGGUCGACUGAAAGUCGAGUGAUCUACUUGUAUAUUUUUGGAUCCCCGAACGAUCUCACAUUGAAGUGCGGCGAAGUUGUAUUUUUUUUUUGCCUUUUUUUUGCCGUGCCCAUCGAAGUCUAUAAUUAAAUAUUGUUUAUUACCCGUUAAAUCGGCGGAAGAGCGGAGAACUCCCUGGAUGUCAAUAGCGAUCAUGCGACUCCCCAUUGUUCUCUCCAUCCUGCUCGCACUAACUUCUAAUGCGGCAGCGACAGGGACGGCAACAGAAAGCACACGAACGGGAAUCGGAACGAAACCGGAAACGGAAAUGGAGGUGGAAGCUAAGGAGGUGAUAUCGCUCCUGGGCGCAAUCGAUGGCAUCGAGUCCGUUGUCCUGGUUCCCGACUCCGGCGACAAGUGUCCCGGCGGCUACUUCCACUGCAACACGACGGCACAAUGUGUUCCCCAGCGGGCCAACUGCGACGGAACCGUCGACUGCGAUGACAGAUCGGAUGAGUUGAACUGCGUGAAUGAGGUGGAUGCCAAGUACUGGGACCACCUGUACAGGAAACAGACGUUCGGCACGAACGACGACCUGCGGAUUGGCGAGUGCCAGUGGCGCAACGAGAACUUUAGCUGUCCUUGCCGAGGUCACGAAAUGUUGUGCCGCUUUCAACAGCUUACCGUUAUUCCAGCACUUUUGCCGCAGAACGAUCUGGUAACGCUCGAUCUAACCGGAAACAAUUUCGAAACCAUUCACGAGACCUUCUUCAGUGAACUGCCAGACAUGGAGAUCCUAGUGCUGAAGUUCUGCUCAAUCCGUGAGAUUGCCUCGCAUGCCUUCGAUCGCCUGGCGGACAGCCCACUGAAGACCCUUUAUAUGGACGAUAAUAAAUUGCCGCAUCUGCCGGAACACUUCUUUCCCGAGGGCAAUCAAUUGAGGAUUCUAAUUUUGGCACGCAACCGCCUGCACCACCUGAAACGCAGUGAUUUUCGAAAUCUACAGCAACUGGAGGAGCUGGACCUGCGCGGUAAUCGCAUUGGAAACUUUGAGGCCGAGGUGUUUGCCCAACUGCCGAGUUUGGAAAAGCUCUAUCUCAACGAAAACCACUUGAAGCGACUGGAUCCCGAAAGAUUUCCCAGAACCCUGCUCAAUCUGCAGACUCUGUCCCUGGAUCACAAUCAGAUCGAAGAUAUAGCCGCCAACACAUUUCCCUUUCCGCGACUUAGACAUUUAUAUUUGGCUGGCAAUCGAUUAUCCCACAUACGAGAUGAAACCUUUUGCAAUCUCAGCAAUCUACAAGGAUUACACUUGAACGAGAACCGCAUCGAGGGAUUCGACCUGGAGGCCUUCGCCUGCCUGAAGAACCUCAGCUCGCUGCUGCUAACGGGCAAUCGCUUUCAGACCCUCGAUCCGCGGGUCCUAAAAAACCUGAGCAGCCUGGAUUAUAUUUACUUCUCGUGGUUCCAUUUGUGUAGCGCCGCCAUGAGUGUGCGAGUCUGUUCCCCACAUGGCGACGGCAUCAGCAGCAAGUUGCACCUACUGGACAACCAGAUAUUGAGAGGCAGCGUUUGGGUGAUGGCCUCAAUUGCCGUGGUGGGCAACCUGCUGGUCCUGCUGGGGCGCUACUUCUACAAGUCGCGGAGCAACGUGGAGCACUCGCUCUACCUCCGCCAUUUGGCCGCCAGCGACUUCCUCAUGGGCAUUUACCUGACGCUGAUUGCCUGUGCGGACAUUAGUUUCCGCGGCGAGUACAUCAAAUACGAGGAGGCCUGGCGGCACAGCGGCAUUUGCGCCUUCGCAGGCUUCCUCAGCACCUUCAGUUGCCAGUCGUCGACGCUGCUGCUCACACUGGUCACCUGGGAUCGUCUGAUGUCUGUGACGAGGCCCCUGAAGCCCCGAGAUACGGAGAAAGUUCGAAUUGUCCUCCGUCUGUUGCUCCUGUGGGGCAUUAGUUUUGGACUGGCUGCUGCUCCACUCCUGCCCAAUCCCUACUUUGGCAGCCAUUUCUAUGGCAACAACGGUGUCUGCUUGUCCCUCCACAUCCACGAUCCCUAUGCCAAGGGAUGGGAGUACUCGGCGCUACUGUUCAUCCUGGUCAACACGUUGUCACUGGUCUUCAUCCUGUUUUCCUACAUACGGAUGUUGCAGGCGAUCAGGGAUUCGGGCGGCGGAAUGCGGAGCACUCACAGCGGCCGCGAGAAUGUGGUGGCCACUCGCUUUGCCAUCAUUGUGACCACCGAUUGCGCCUGCUGGCUGCCCAUAAUUGUGGUCAAAGUGGCUGCCCUUUCGGGCUGCGACAUCUCCCCCGAUCUGUAUGCCUGGCUGGCCGUGCUGGUGCUGCCCGUGAACUCGGCCCUCAAUCCGGUGCUCUACACUCUCACCACGGCGGCCUUCAAGCAGCAGCUGCGCCGCUACUGCCACACGCUGCCCAGCUGCUCGCUGGUGAACAACGAGACCCGAUCCCAAACGCAGACCGCCUACGAGUCUGGAUUGAGCGUAAGCCUGGCCCAUUUGGGUGGCGGAGUGGGCGGCGGAUCGGGACGCAAGCGGAUGUCCCACCGACAGAUGAGCUAUCUGUAG